UUCACCUCAGUAAACAAAGCUGAACCCAAGAAUGAGCCAAAUACACGUAUGUGGGGCAUCCUAAUCCGAUCACCUGAAGCAGAUAAAUGCGGCCCUGCUGAGCCAGCUCCAGCACACUGGGAUUUGCUGCUCCCAGACCCAGCCAGCACUUGCGUAUAUGAGGAAUAGAAGCCCAACUUGAGAUCCUCCAGAAGCCCAGGGUCACUGCACCGUCUACAGGCCUCACCAUGAGCCUCGAGCCUCCGAAGGCGGAGAUCCGGUCAGCCACCAGGGUGAUAGGGGGACCAGUCACCCCAAGGAAGGGGCCACCCAAAUUUAAGCAGCGGCAAACCAGGCAGUUCAAGAGCAAGCCUCCCAAGAAGGGCGUCCAAGGGUUUGGGGAUGACAUCCCUGGAAUGGAAGGUCUGGGCACAGACAUUACGGUCAUCUGCCCCUGGGAGGCCUUCAACCACCUGGAGCUGCACGAGCUGGCCCAGUAUGGCAUCAUCUAACCGUACCCUGCUGAGAGCCAGCCCUGACCCUCCCUGCUGCCGCUGUGAGCCCGCUCAGCGUCUCGGGGGGUGAGGGGGGACGGUGCACAGACUGGGUCCCAUUUGGCCUCCAGCUGUGAAGGCCUGAGGCCCUGGAUACCAGUAUUAGGAUGCCUACAGCUGCCCCCAGGAUACCCUUCUGCUCUUCUAGACAGCGACCCACCACAGGACAGGUCCCACAGGGGUGCCCCUCACACCCCAGCUCCUGUUCUGCCCUUCCCACUGGCUGUCCUGGGGAGGUCACGGGCUGUGUUGGCAGUCCUGGAGGUCCUUCAUUCCCACCAAUCACACUGGCCUUCCCAACAUGCCUCACCCUUGUUUUUCCUGCUUGAAAAUAA
Molecule: messenger RNA, 868 nt
Organism: Dipodomys ordii (Ord's kangaroo rat)
Lineage: Eukaryota; Metazoa; Chordata; Mammalia; Rodentia; Heteromyidae
Gene: Pde6g
Product: phosphodiesterase 6G, cGMP-specific, rod, gamma
Exons: 5
Coding region: 228-491 (87 amino acids)
Biological process (GO): positive regulation of G protein-coupled receptor signaling pathway; visual perception; positive regulation of epidermal growth factor receptor signaling pathway
Cellular component (GO): photoreceptor outer segment membrane
Molecular function (GO): cGMP binding; 3',5'-cyclic-nucleotide phosphodiesterase activity
Source: RefSeq, a predicted model, not a curated record